This is a messenger RNA of Gadus chalcogrammus (walleye pollock), 1053 nucleotides long. RefSeq lists its product as uncharacterized. Gene Ontology annotation, molecular function: ubiquitin-protein transferase activity. NCBI's taxonomy places the organism in Eukaryota, Metazoa, Chordata, Actinopteri, Gadiformes, Gadidae. The record is from RefSeq and is a predicted model, not a curated record. Bases 208 to 1053 code for a protein of 281 amino acids. The transcript has 6 exons.
CGCUCCUGUGGCCUCGUGACUUCAGGAGCAGAGCUCUUGGUCUGGUAUGGGGACGAAUACGCCAGACAUCUGGGAAUCGGAUUUGAUCGACUGUGGAACAACAAGAGCUCUACUAAAGGAGGGAGAUCCCAGCUGACACCAGCACAGGCUUUCCCCUGUCCCGAGUGUCCGUACUCCUACACGUCUCAGAUCUUCCUCCACAAACACAUGAAGAGGAGCCAUGGCGACCUGUACGGCCGACUGCUGAGGAGUGGAGAAAUCAAGGUGGAGCCUAGUCUCCUCCCAUACGUCGCAGCCUCCUAUCAAGAACCAAUCGGAGCCUCCCCGGGAACCGUCCAAAGCACGAGCCAGAUUCCAGCAGAAGGAGCCGGACAACACAGAUCAUUGCAGAAAGGACAGUACAGGCUGGUGGGGAAGAUGAUUGCCCUCUGCCUGGUGCAGGGGCAGGUCUCUCCGAGAUUCCUAUCACAGCGCCUCUACAGACAGGUUUGUAAGCUGUCCCCUCUUCCUGCCACUUUGGAAGAGGUGACAGAUUACAAUUUGAGGACCAAGCUCCAAAAGAUUGCAGAUGCCACACAUGUGGAAGGUGCCAGGGAGGCUAUGGAGGAGGCCACAGACGAGCUCUCCCUCAUGGGCUCCUUCUCCUUUGUGCGGAGCCUCCCGCAUAGGGAUGAGCUGCUGGGGGCAGCCCUCAACUUCCUCACAGAGGGCCGUAUUUUGACUGCUCUCAAUCAAUUCAAAGAAGGGUUGGAGACCUUCGGGAUUCUAGCUCUUUUGAGGAUCCACCAUGAGGAGCUCAAGGGGGUCUUCAUGGACACACCUGAGCCGCUGCUGGCCUCCCGGUUGGAGUCCACAUUCAUGACGUCCUACCUGUCUGAGCCGGGCUCCAAUCGGAGGAGGAAGGAGGCCAGGACCCUUAUAUAUUGGAGGGACUGGCUGAUCGAGGUGGAGGAUGGAGAUACGAGUCUCACCCUGGGGGCGGUUUCUGGCGUUGCCACGGGCCCUCCAAAGGAUUCCUGCUGUGGGUUUUCCCAUCGGACCCCGGCUCUCUGA